AUGAACGGUGACAUCCCGAUAGAAGACCUGGCAGCAUGGGCAAGUGAAGUGCCAAAGGGCGAGAAAAAAUGGGGGAACCAGAAAAUCGAGACGUUGCCAAAGGUGGAUAUGGAUAAAGACCUGCGAACACGGAUACAAGACAGUCUCGGAAAGGUCAAGGAGUGGGAGAUCUUGAGGGUGACACAAGCAAAUACGUCGCUUACCGUUACAAAGGACAAUUCAACCUUGUUUGCCCUCGAGGUAGACAAAUGA
Fonsecaea pedrosoi CBS 271.37 is the source of this 252-nucleotide messenger RNA. RefSeq lists its product as uncharacterized. NCBI's taxonomy places the organism in Eukaryota, Fungi, Ascomycota, Eurotiomycetes, Chaetothyriales, Herpotrichiellaceae. The transcript is spliced from 2 exons. The coding region runs from base 1 to 252 and encodes 83 amino acids. The record is from RefSeq and is a predicted model, not a curated record.